Molecule: messenger RNA, 249 nt
Organism: Phaethon lepturus (White-tailed tropicbird)
Lineage: Eukaryota; Metazoa; Chordata; Aves; Phaethontiformes; Phaethontidae
Product: myosin-8-like
Exons: 2
Source: RefSeq, a predicted model, not a curated record
UCUGAGGAAGACCGGAAGAAUAUUCUCAGGCUCCAGGACCUGGUGGACAAGCUGCAAAUGAAGGUGAAAUCCUACAAGAGGCAAUCUGAAGAGGCUGAGAAUCUGUCCAAUGUCAACCUCUCCAAGUUCCGCAAGAUCCAGCACGAGCUGGAGGAAGCCGAGGAGCGGGCUGACAUUGCAGAGUCACAGGUCAACAAGCUCCGAGCAAAGAGCCGGGAGUUUCAUAGGAAGAUAGAAGAGGAAGAGUGA